GGUACACGCAAACGCGGCUGCAAACGGCGGCCCCCUGCGGGAGACGUCAUGCUGUUGCCACGGCCGCUUUCUCUGGCCCGUUCCCGAGGUCUCAGCGACUGUACCAUUUGGAUGGAAGCCGAGAACCCGAUGCAUACGUUAUGCAAGCACGUCUACUGCGCUGGUUGUUUCGAGGAUCGGUACUUUUUAGAAGGGCGAAUGGAUGCAAGUGAUGGCAAACGAGCACUGCAGCUGACGCAAAUCAGGGCAGACUCGACUAAUAAUUUGGGGGAUGUAGGUCUGAGUCCGUUCUUGAGGGGGAGUGGGAUAAAGAGUUCAGUCGGGAUAUAGAACUACUGUAAG
Molecule: messenger RNA, 342 nt
Organism: Ilyonectria robusta
Lineage: Eukaryota; Fungi; Ascomycota; Sordariomycetes; Hypocreales; Nectriaceae
Exons: 1
Coding region: 49-330 (93 amino acids)
Source: RefSeq, a predicted model, not a curated record